AUGACAGCAGAUAAAGAAGAGGUGAUCGACUUCGUUGCUCCAUAUUUCGAACAAACUGGAAUAACGAUUGGAGGAGGUGAAGCGCCUAAAGCUCUUUCGGGCAGAACGCUGGUGGCAGCCUACUGGUUGUUCGUGGUCCUCAUGUUGGCUACUUUCACUGCGAAUUUGGCUGCUUUCCUCACCGUUGAGAGAAUGCAGGAAGAGAUGCCGGCCAUACCUGAAAGACUCGAUCAGGAUCAUCAGGAUAGUCUCCUAGCCCAUCAGCAACUCCAAGACCAAAAGGGGGAGAAUAUGGAUACUACCACUCCCCCCACCUGA
Molecule: messenger RNA, 318 nt
Organism: Phaedon cochleariae (mustard beetle)
Lineage: Eukaryota; Metazoa; Arthropoda; Insecta; Coleoptera; Chrysomelidae
Source: the annotation of a GenBank genome assembly